AUGCUCAACUACAGCUUGUUGCUUUCUGUCUACAUCGUCACCUUUCUGAUGGGGGUCCCUGCCAACAUCCUGGCAUUCUGCACCUUCUGCCGUAAGGUGCACCGCAAGGCAACCCCGAUAGACAUCCUCCUCCUCAACCUCACCAUCUCCGACCUCAUCUUCCUGGCUUUCCUGCCAUUUAAAAUGAAGGAGGCCUCUGACGACAUGGCCUGGAUGCUCCCCUACGCCCUGUGUCCCUUCUCUGGCUUUCUGUUCUAUGUCACCAUCUACAACAGCACCUUGCUCCUCACAGCUGUGAGCGUGGAGCGUUACCUGGGGGUCGCCUACCCCCUCAGGUAUUCCCUGUGGCGCAGGCCACGCUAUGCCGUGCUGGCUAGCAUCAUGUUCUGGGUGGUGACUUCUCUGAACCUCAGCAUCGUCUACAUCAUGCCUUACGCCCAAUGGAGCAAAGGUGCAGAUGGUGACAUCACCAAUGGCAGCACCGCCAGCGACUCUGCCCCACCUCCACCCACCUGCUACCUGAAUUUCACAGAGGAUGAGCUCGAGAUCCUGCUGCCAGUCCGCCUGGAGCUCUUCCUUAUCCUUUUCUGCGUCCCCUUUAUCAUCUGCUGCUUCUGCUACAUCAAUUUCAUCCUCAUCUUGUCCCGUCUCCCAAACAUCGGCAGACGCCGGAGGCUGCGUGCCAUCGGUCUGGCGCUUGGCACACUGAUAGUAUUUGCCGUCUGUUUCGGGCCUUACAAUGCCUCCCACGUGGUGGGGUUUGUUCGUAAGGAGAGUGAGGACUGGAGGAACGUGGCGUUGCUCUCCAGCACCUUCAACGCCUGCCUGGAUCCAUUUAUCUUCUACUUCUCCUCAGCGGCUGUCAGAAGCAUGUUAAGUCACUGCCGCAGGAACGUCGCUGCAAAGCUACACAUCCUGAGGUGUGGAGGGGGUCCUCACUGUCCUCACCAGAGACCCCCCAAGACUGACAAAUACAAGGAGGCACCUCAGCCCUGUGAAGUUCUGGAGAAAUGA
Epinephelus moara (kelp grouper) is the source of this 1014-nucleotide messenger RNA. Its product is annotated as free fatty acid receptor 3-like. The transcript has a single exon. Lineage: Eukaryota; Metazoa; Chordata; Actinopteri; Perciformes; Serranidae. Gene Ontology annotation, biological process: cellular response to fatty acid; G protein-coupled receptor signaling pathway. Gene Ontology annotation, molecular function: G protein-coupled receptor activity. Gene Ontology annotation, cellular component: plasma membrane. The coding region runs from base 1 to 1014 and encodes 337 amino acids. The record is from RefSeq and is a predicted model, not a curated record.